Brassica oleracea var. oleracea is the source of this 1426-nucleotide messenger RNA. Its product is annotated as polyadenylate-binding protein-interacting protein 8. Bases 261 to 1187 code for a protein of 308 amino acids. The record is from RefSeq and is a predicted model, not a curated record. Lineage: Eukaryota; Viridiplantae; Streptophyta; Magnoliopsida; Brassicales; Brassicaceae. The transcript has 10 exons. Gene Ontology annotation, molecular function: RNA binding.
CAUUAGAUUCCAAAUAUUAUAUAUCUACGAUCAAGCAUUAUCAUCUGCUUGGCUUACAAUUCUGAAAUGGAUCUUCAUUAACAUUCUCAUUUCUUGAUUUUAAACAAAAAAAAUUUGGGAUAAUUUAUCAUCUGAAAUUCUGCAUUUUUUUUUUGAAAAAAAUCAAGAGAGAAUAAAAAGUUGGAAGCUUUUGAUUUCGUCCAUCUUCUGUUUUUUUUUUUUUUGGGGGUGAAUUGUGAUAUUUCAUUGUUGAUUUAAUAAUGGCUGAGGUUCACACUGAUGUUGAUUCUAUCGUCACUGACGGAACUGAGAAGAGCCUGGUGACGGAUUCUAAACCGGAACCGGAAUCGGGCCUCAAACCCAAAUCCGAACCGGAUGUUGAUCAAAUGAAGAAGCUUGCGCUGAAUCCUGAAGCUAAGGAGUUUGUCCCUUCUUACAAGAAGAAGAAGAGCAAUCAGUCUCUGUCUUGUGACGAUUUUGCGACCGCUAAGAAGAAGCAGUCUGGUGAUGAGGACAACAAAAAGGAUGGCAAUUUCCGGAGGAGAGGAAACAAUUAUAACCAAGGGAGGAAAGUGAGGCUAACUGGAAGAGCUUCCAAGGCUCAAAGAGAGGAUAGUAUCAGAAGAACAGUAUAUGUCUCUGACAUUGAUCAAAGUGUGACUGAGGAAGUCUUAGCUGGCUUGUUCAGCAGCUAUGGACAAGUUGUUGAUUGUAGAAUCUGUGGAGAUCCACAUUCAGUUCUUCGCUUUGCCUUUGUUGAGUUCUCUGAUGACCAUGGUGCAAGGGCUGCUUUAAGUGUAGGUGGAACAAUGAUUGGUUAUUACCCAGUUAGGGUCUUGCCUUCUAAAACUGCUAUUCUUCCAGUCAAUCCCACAUUUCUCCCCAGGUCAGAAGAUGAGAGGGAGAUGUGUUCAAGAACCAUCUACUGCACUAAUGUUGACAAGAAUGCCACUGAAGAUGAUGUCAAAAUCUUCUUUGAGUCUGCCUGCGGUGAGGUAACUCGCAUAAGGCUUCUUGGUGACCAGUUGCAUUAUACUCGCAUAGCUUUUGUAGAAUUUGCCAUGGCAGAGAGUGCAGUUGGGGCGCUCAACUGCAGUGGAGUAGUCUUAGGAUCUCAACCGAUAAGGGUAAGCCCUUCAAAGACACCAGUGAGACGAAGAUUCAGCCGAUCACCAUCCACAAACUAGGAGAGAAACAGAACCCGAGUGGCUUUGUUGGUGCAGAAGAGUGGUGCAACAUUUCGUUUUUUUUUCCUUUAGUAAUUUUUUCUUUUAUCUUUUACUUUCUCUAGAGCGGAGUUAUAUCUCCAGUUCUAUUGUAUCUGGAAACGAAAACAACGAUGAACAUGCUUCUUAAACUUGGGGUUCUUGUUCUGAGACUCAUUUGAGUUUACACUAUCUUUCUCAAAUGGAAUUUUUUUCGUUUU